AUGGAUGUUCUCUUUCACCCUAUGGAGACGGCUGUCACUGACGGAGACACUGCUCUUUUCAUCCAACUUCUGAGCCAUCCCGAAUACCGAAGCCAGCUAUCUAGCACCAUGCUUGGACAUGACUGCCUGAACAGCGCAAUUAUGCUGGGCCGUGAGAAGAUCGUCGAAGCACUGAUCAACCUCCCCCUUUCAAUAUUCGACUGGACUCGCGUUCCUUUGGCAGACCAGGGAGCUCUUACAUACUUGAGCAGGGCUGCCAAUUUCGGACAAGAUGAUAUCGUCAGGUACAUCAUCCAUACUGGCAAAGUCAGCGUCACCGAACGUGACCAGAAAGGUCGUACUGCUCUCCAUUACGCUUGCAAAUCGAAGUGUGAUGAGUGUGCCGACAUCCUCCUUUUGCACGAGGUCGAUCCAAACGAACCCGACUUCCAGGGCCGGACACCCCUCUUCUUCGCCGCCAUAGAGGGAAGCUAUGAUGUUAUCGACCGACUCCUGGUAAUACACAACAUCGAUCCCGAUGCCCAGGAUCAUGGCGGCAGGACUCCCUUCUACUGGGCUAUUUUCUAUGGUCACAACUGUUGUGCGCUGAACUUGAGAGACUCUGGACGUGUCGACACAAGUAUUAUCUCUAGGGCGUAUGAGGAUCGAGAAGCUGUUCUGAAGGCUGGUCUACCACUCGCCUUUGCCAAGAAUUCAUGA
This is a messenger RNA of Fusarium coffeatum, 699 nucleotides long. RefSeq lists its product as uncharacterized. The record is from RefSeq and is a predicted model, not a curated record. Lineage: Eukaryota; Fungi; Ascomycota; Sordariomycetes; Hypocreales; Nectriaceae. Gene Ontology annotation, molecular function: protein binding. Bases 1 to 699 code for a protein of 232 amino acids. The transcript has 2 exons.